UUUAUCAACCCGAUAUGACGUAUCGCCCACCUACAUAUAACUGCUGUAUUUGAACACAUCCCGUCGACUUAUCUGCAUAUAGUCAUUUUAUAUUUUUCCUUGCUUUGUGAGACAGUGGCUAAAUAAAAUGGCGAGGGAGUUACAAAAUAAAACUAUUGUAAUAACUGGAGGUGCCAUGGGCAUUGGAUAUGCUAUCGCCGAGAACUUCUUACAAAAGAAUCCAAGAGUGGUCAUUAUUUUGGACAUCAAUGAAAACCUUGGAAACGAAGCUAUUAAUAAACUUGCAGUUAAAUAUGGAAAAAACAAAGCUGUAUUUUAUAAAUGUGAUGUUACAAUAGACCUGGAAAUUAUUUUUGAUAAAAUCAUAGAAGAGUUCACCACCGUCGAUGUGCUAGUUAACAACGCUGGAAUAUCGAACGCUCACUUAAGAAAAACCAUCGAUACAAACGUGAUUGCUUUGAUGGAAUGGUCCUUGAAGUUUUGGAAACACAUGAGGAAGGACGAAUCUGGAAAAGGAGGUACAAUAAUAAACGUGGCUUCAAUUUAUGGAUACAGAAUAGACCCUUAUGUACCUGUAUAUCAAGCCUCAAAGUUUGCCGUGAUGGGAUUUACGAAAUCAUUGGGACAUGUUAAGAACUUUACUAAAUAUGGUGUGAGGGUGGUCGCUAUUUGCCCUGGAUUCACCUCGGACACCAAUUUGGGAAGUACGACAGUGCUUCCUGAAUUGAUGGAAAACUUUAAAGUUGAUCAGCAGUUGUGGCAGAAACCCGAGGCAGUGGGCAAGGCGGCAGUGGAAGUGUUUGAGAACGCGGACAGCGGCACGGCGUGGCUCAUUGAAGGGGGGCAGCCAAUCACACUGGUGCAGUAAUAUUUCGGGCUACAUUUUUUGCAUGUUUAUACAAA
Messenger RNA from Papilio machaon (common yellow swallowtail), 903 nucleotides. Its product is annotated as 15-hydroxyprostaglandin dehydrogenase [NAD(+)]. The record is from RefSeq and is a predicted model, not a curated record. The transcript has a single exon. Lineage: Eukaryota; Metazoa; Arthropoda; Insecta; Lepidoptera; Papilionidae. Gene Ontology annotation, cellular component: cytoplasm. The coding region runs from base 128 to 868 and encodes 246 amino acids. Gene Ontology annotation, molecular function: oxidoreductase activity, acting on the CH-OH group of donors, NAD or NADP as acceptor.